AUGACGUCCUCCCCCUCCGUCCUCGUCUUCGGCGUUGGCAGCGUCGGGGCCAUCUACCUCCACCAACUGCAACAAGCUGGCUGCAACGUCACCGCCGUCUGUCGCUCCAACUACGAUGUUGUCGCCCACCACGGCUUCACCCUGCGCAGUCCCCGCUUCGGCACCGUCACGUAUCGCCCCGACCACACUGUUCGCUCCGUGCACGACUGUCCCCGCGACAACGGAUACGACUAUGUCCUUGUCACGACCAAGGCUUUCCCCGGUCGGACGCCCUCCCUAGCGGACCAGCUUCGACCGGUCCUUGAAAACCGUCCAAACACAGCCAUUGUCCUGGCGCAGAAUGGCAUCGACAUCGAGAAAGAUAUCGCAGAGGCGUUUCCCUCCAAUCCAGUCAUCAGCGGGGUGGUAUACCUCCCUACCGUUCAGACAGAAGCUGGUGUGAUUGAUCAUGCGGAGCCCCUGGACCUCUUGGAACUAGGAACGUAUCCGGCGCGCGCGCCGGAAGGACAUAGACGGGCGGCGGAGAGAUUCGUCGAGUUAAUGAUAAAAGGAGGCGGGGAUGCGGUGCUGUUUGAGGAUAUACAAGAGGCGCGAUGGGCGAAAUUGUUGCUCAAUGCAGCAUGGAAUCCAAUCUGUGCGUUGUCAUUGUGCACGGAUGGCGGGUUCCUGUUGACCUCGGAGCCGUUUGCGCGUGAUUUGGCCUGGGGGAUUAUGAUGGAGAUUGUGGCAUUGGCGAGGGCGGUAGGGAUUGCGGGCGUGGAUGAGGAGGCGGCGAAGAAGAGAUUCGCAUUGGCGGAGAGAAGGGCUAAAGAGGGGACAGGAAGAGAAAUGAGUAUGCUGCAGGAUGUGAAGAUGGGGAGGCCAUUUGAGGUCGAAGCGAUCGUGGGGAAUGCAGUCAGACUGGGGAGGACAUGCGGGGUGUCAAUGCCCCGGUUGGAGACGGUGUAUGCAUUGGCCAAGGGGAGGCUAGAUGUGUUAAUGGGUGUGUAG
Messenger RNA from Aspergillus niger, 990 nucleotides. RefSeq lists its product as uncharacterized. Gene Ontology annotation, molecular function: 2-dehydropantoate 2-reductase activity. Gene Ontology annotation, biological process: pantothenate biosynthetic process. Lineage: Eukaryota; Fungi; Ascomycota; Eurotiomycetes; Eurotiales; Aspergillaceae. Gene Ontology annotation, cellular component: cytoplasm. The transcript has a single exon. The record is from RefSeq and is a predicted model, not a curated record. Bases 1 to 990 code for a protein of 329 amino acids.